AUGGCCUCCCAAAUGGGCACCAUCGCCCAGCUGCUGGAUGCAACUUUAGAUCCUGGCACUCACAAGAAAGGUACACCAACCAUCCCGCUCGCUGCCUUCUACCCCGCCAACUUUGUUUCCGAGCAAGCCCUCAAGACCGAGCAAGGCAAGCCGCAAUACUCCCUCCACUUGCUCAACAUCGUCGCCUCAGAACCUCUUCCUCUCAAGACUCGUCUAGCCGCCGCCCUGGCCUUCAAGAACUUCAUCCGCUCCAACUGGGUCGAUGCCGACGGCAACUACAAGCUCCCCGGCGAUGAGGUGCAAACAAUCAAGUCUCAGCUUAUUGGCUUGAUGAUUUCUUGCCCACCCACCAUUCAAACCCAACUCGGCGAUGCUAUCAGCAUCAUCGCCGACUCAGACUUCUGGGAGCGUUGGCAAACACUGACCCAGGAGCUCGUCGAACGUUUCUCCCCUGUCGACCCCAAGGUUAACAUUGGUGUCCUCGAAGUCGCCCACUCCAUUUUCGUCCGAUGGCGUCCUCUGUUCAGAACCGACGACCUCUAUACCGAGAUCAACCAUGUCAUCAGCACUUUCGCGCAGCCCUUCGUGCAACUGCUGGUGCAGACCGACGAGCAGAUUACUAAGAACACUCAGAACAAGGAUGCCCUCAAGAGCUGGUUCGAGGCCCUGAGCCUGAUGAUCAAGAUUUUCUACGAUCUCUCCUCCCACGACAUGCCUCCGAUCUUCGAGGAACACCUGGCUUCCAUUUCCGAGCUUCUCCACAAGUACCUCACGUACACGAACCCGAUCCUCGAGACCGAUGACGACAGCGAAGUCAGUGUUAUCGACACCGUCAAGGCGGAUAUCUGUGAGGCUCUGGAGCUCUACACGCUCAAGUACGACGAGGACUUUGGAAAGUACACCGAACCCUUCAUCACCAACGCCUGGAAUCUUCUCUCCAGCACCGGGGCCGAGACCAAGUACGACUUGCUGGUCAGCAAGGCUCUGCACUUCUUGACUGCUGUCGCUGGCACGUCGCAACACUCGGGUGUCUUCGCCGAUGAGAACGUUCUGGGUCAAGUAGUCGAGAAGGUUAUUCUGCCUAACGUUGCUCUGCGCGAAUCCGACUUGGAGCUGUUCGAGGAUGAGCCUAUUGAGUACAUCCGUCGGGAUUUGGAGGGCUCGGACACUGAUUCCAGACGCCGGUCUGCCACUGAUUUCUUGAGGAGACUUCAGGAGAAGUACGAGCAGCUGGUCACUGGCGUUGUCUACAAGUACAUCAACCACUACUUGGAGCAGGGCAAGUCUGAUUGGAAGGCAAAAGACACAGCUGUAUACCUGUUCAUCUCGAUUGCUGCCAAGGGCUCGGUUACGGCUGCUCAGGGUGUCAAGACAGUCAACUCGUUGGUCAACGUUGUUGACUUUUUUGAGCAGCACAUUGCAGCGGACCUGAUGGCCAGCGGAGGCGUCGAGCCCAUCUCAAAGGUCGACGCCAUCAAGUACCUGCACACGUUCCGCAGUCAAUUGACAAAGGAGCAAUGGAAGUUGGCGUUCCCCCCUCUGAUCCAGAACCUGGCUUCUGACAACUAUGUUGUCUACUCGUAUGCUGCCAUUGCGGUUGAGCGUCUGCUCUUUCUGACGGAUGAUUCCGGCAAGGCCAUGUUCCCCCGCGAGGACAUUCAGCCCUUCGCCAAGGACCUGCUUGACCACCUGUUCAAGUUGAUCGAGAAGGAGAGGACGCCUGCCAAGUUGCAAGAGAACGAGUUUCUGAUGCGAUGUGUCAUGAGAAUUCUCAUUGUCCUCAAGGAUGGAGCUGCACCUCUCGUCGACGGUGUCCUGAAUCACUUGGUUGCUAUCACCAACAUGAUCAAGCAGAACCCCAGCAACCCGCGCUUCUACUACUACCACUUCGAGGCUCUCGGUGCACUCGUCAGAUAUUGUUCCUCAACGCAUGCGUCUCUGUUCAAUCAGCGUCUCUGGGAGCCGUUCAACCAGAUUCUGGUUGAGGACGUUACUGAGUUUUUACAGUACAUCUUCCAGAUCCUCGCGCAGCUCUUGGAGUCAAGCCCUGCAGAUGCCAUCUCGGACAACUACAAGGCUUUCCUGUCUCCUCUUCUCGAGCCGGCGCUCUGGGACACCAAGGGCAACGUCCCGGCCUGUACCCGACUUCUAUCAUCAAUCAUACCAGCGACUGCAGCCUACAUUGUUUCCGACAACAAGCUCGAGCAGAUUCUGGGUAUCUUCCAGAGACUUCUCGCCCUCAAGAAGUACCAGCUGUACGCUUUCGACGUCUUGGAGGCUAUUGUGAAGUCUCUCGAGCCCGGUGUUGUCGACCAGUACUUUGGUACUAUCCUCAGCUUGAUCUUCGCCAAGCUGCAGGGCAACCCUCCCGACUCACUGAAGCUCCGCUUCGCUCGGUUCUUCCAUCUCGUCUCGGCCCGCGUCGAGGUUGGUUAUGGAGCCGACUACUUCAUGAAGCACUCUGAGAAGAUCCAAGAGGGCAUCUUUGCCAAGGUGUACCCGCCGUUUGUCCUGGCCGAGACAGAGAAGCUGGCACGCCCUGUUGACCGUAAGCUUGCAGUGGUCAGUCUUACCAAGACUCUCUGCGAGUCGCAGGCUUUCGCACAGAAAUUCGCCAAGGGCUGGGCCAACACAUGCAAGAUCCUUCUCGCUCUGCUGGUGAACCCGCCUGUGGUGUCGGCUGGUCUUGGUGACGAGCUCAUCGCCGAGGCUGACGUUGACGACAUUGGCUUUGGUCUGUCUUACACGGCGCUUAACACCUGCAAACCGAUUGCGCGCGACGAUUACCCGGAGGUCACCGCGGUGGCUCCCUGGGUUAGCGCGUACAUCAGCUCCGCCAACCAGCGCCACAACGGUGCCAUCGUCAACUUUGUCAACACGCGUCUGACGCCCGAGCAGCAGCAAGCACUGCAGCAGUACUUGCAAUAG
This is a messenger RNA of Colletotrichum spaethianum, 2928 nucleotides long. RefSeq names its product importin alpha re-exporter. The transcript is spliced from 4 exons. Gene Ontology annotation, biological process: protein import into nucleus; protein export from nucleus. Gene Ontology annotation, molecular function: nuclear export signal receptor activity; small GTPase binding. Bases 1 to 2928 code for a protein of 975 amino acids. NCBI's taxonomy places the organism in Eukaryota, Fungi, Ascomycota, Sordariomycetes, Glomerellales, Glomerellaceae. The record is from RefSeq and is a predicted model, not a curated record. Gene Ontology annotation, cellular component: nuclear envelope; cytosol.